Molecule: messenger RNA, 2813 nt
Organism: Cicer arietinum (chickpea)
Lineage: Eukaryota; Viridiplantae; Streptophyta; Magnoliopsida; Fabales; Fabaceae
Product: beta-galactosidase-like
Biological process (GO): carbohydrate metabolic process
Molecular function (GO): hydrolase activity, hydrolyzing O-glycosyl compounds
Source: RefSeq, marked provisional
AAACCACACACCUCACCUUGUAACAAAACAUUCUAUCUCUCAAAAGAACAAUUAAACUAACAACUGUCCACAAACAAAAAACUAGAAGCCUUUUUCUCCUUCUCCCUCCACUCACUUUUUUCUCCUAUAAAUUUCAAACUAUCAAACAUAAGUGAAGCCAACAAAACACACAAACAUUGUUGAACUAUUCAAGAGUUUAACAAUGAGAAAAGAAUUUAACUUGCUUGGGUUGAUGUUAUUACUAUGUUUUUGGGUUUGUGCUGUUACAGCCUCAGUGACUUAUGAUCACAAAACCAUUGUGAUUGAUGGGCAGAGAAGAAUUUUGAUCUCUGGUUCCAUUCACUAUCCAAGAAGCACACCCGAGAUGUGGCCAGCCUUAUUUCAAAAGGCCAAAGAAGGAGGGCUUGAUGUUAUUCAAACCUAUGUAUUUUGGAAUGGACACGAGCCUUCUCCUGGAAAAUAUUACUUCGAAGAUAGGUUUGACUUGGUAAAGUUUAUCAAACUAGCACAACAAGCUGGCCUUUAUGUUCACUUGCGUAUUGGUCCCUACGUUUGUGCUGAAUGGAACUUUGGGGGAUUCCCUGUUUGGCUCAAGUAUGUUCCAGGUAUUUCUUUCAGAACAGACAACGAACCAUUCAAGGCGGCAAUGCAAAAAUUCACUACUAAGAUUGUGAGCAUGAUGAAAGCAGAGAAUUUGUUUCAAAAUCAGGGUGGUCCAAUAAUAAUGUCUCAGAUUGAGAAUGAGUAUGGACCAGUGGAAUGGAAUAUUGGUGCACCUGGAAAGGCCUACACAAAUUGGGCUGCUCAAAUGGCUGUAGGUCUAGAUACUGGUGUACCCUGGGAUAUGUGCAAGCAAGAAGAUGCCCCUGAUCCUGUUAUUGACACUUGCAAUGGAUAUUAUUGUGAAAACUUUACUCCCAACAAGAACUACAAACCCAAAAUGUGGACUGAGAAUUGGUCCGGAUGGUACACUGAUUUUGGUAAUGCUAUAUGUUAUAGACCAGUAGAAGACUUGGCAUAUUCAGUUGCUAGAUUCAUACAAAAUCGUGGCUCCUUUGUUAACUACUAUAUGUACCAUGGAGGAACAAAUUUUGGCCGGACAUCUAGUGGCCUUUUCAUUGCCACAAGCUAUGACUAUGAUGCUCCUAUUGAUGAAUAUGGACUUACAAAUGAACCCAAAUGGAGCCAUUUGAGAGACCUACAUAAAGCAAUAAAGCAAUGUGAGCCCGCUUUGGUGUCUGUGGAUCCUACAAUUACAUCACUUGGAAAUAAACUUGAGGCACAUGUUUACAGCACAGGAACUAGUGUAUGUGCUGCAUUUCUUGCAAAUUAUGACACAAAAUCUGCAGCAACGGUUACAUUUGGUAAUGGAAAAUACGACCUACCACCUUGGUCCGUCAGCAUUCUUCCUGAUUGCAAAACUGAUGUUUUCAACACUGCAAAGGUUGGUGCACAGAGCUCCCAGAAAACAAUGAUUUCCACAAACAGUACAUUUGAUUGGCAAUCAUAUAUUGAAGAACCUGCCUUCUCUAGUGAAGAUGAUUCUAUCACAGCAGAAGCACUUUGGGAGCAGAUUAAUGUUACUAGAGAUUCUUCAGAUUAUUUGUGGUACUUGACAGAUGUCAACAUUAGUCCUAAUGAAGAUUUUAUAAAGAAUGGUCAGUAUCCUAUUCUGAAUGUAAUGUCAGCAGGACAUGUUCUACAUGUGUUUGUUAAUGGUCAACUUUCAGGAACUGUAUAUGGGGUAUUGGAUAAUCCUAAGUUAACAUUUAGUAACAGUGUGAACCUAACAGUUGGAAAUAACAAGAUUUCUUUACUUAGUGUUGCUGUUGGUCUCCCGAAUGUGGGCUUGCACUUUGAAACAUGGAAUGUUGGGGUGUUAGGCCCAGUAACAUUGAAGGGUCUAAAUGAAGGGACUCGAGACUUGUCUUGGCAGAAAUGGUCUUACAAGGUUGGAUUGAAAGGUGAAUCAUUGAGCCUUCAUACCAUAACUGGUGGUUCCUCUGUUGACUGGACACAAGGAUCAUUAUUGGCUAAAAAACAACCUUUGACAUGGUAUAAGGCAACCUUUAAUGCACCGGCUGGAAAUGAUCCAUUGGGUCUGGAUAUGAGUAGCAUGGGAAAAGGUGAAAUAUGGGUAAAUGAUCAAAGCAUUGGUCGUCAUUGGCCUGGAUAUAUAGCACAUGGUAGUUGUGGUGAUUGUGAUUAUGCUGGAACAUUUACUAAUACAAAAUGUAGGACAAAUUGUGGAAAUCCCACACAAACAUGGUAUCAUAUUCCUCGCUCAUGGUUGAAUCCAACUGGGAACGUCUUGGUUGUGUUGGAAGAAUGGGGAGGUGACCCUUCUGGAAUUUCUUUGCUCAAAAGAAUAUGAUCUCUGCUCAUUUCAUUAUUAUGCUCAAAAGAAUUGCAUUGACAACCAAUAAGUAUCUAGCCACCUAUGUCUAAGUAACUUAAAGAAGCUCACAGUUAAGUCCCUAUGCAAUUGGGAUCUUGCCAUGAAGUGAAAAGUGUUUCAAAUUCAACAUUGAUGCUCCAAUAAUUUUUGUAGUUCAAGUUUCAACCACAAGAUUGGAUGCAAAGAUGUUAUAUAGAGUAUGCUCAUACGAUACAUAUCUAAGAUUAUAUAUUAUGGUGAAUAUUGUUUCUUGUAAUACUUUAUAGCUAAGAGGAUUGAGCCCUUAAACAUUACCAUAUAAUGUAAUAUUUGGGCAUACAUUAUAGUUCUGUUUAUUCAUAAAUAAAUUUGUUUGUUUUUACAUUGUAAUCAUGUAAAGAACAAAUUGAAAGGGAUAAAAGUUUUUUUUUAUAAA